CUUACACCAGCCGACACGACGACGCUUGUCCAAGAAGCAGAGCACAGCAACAUCAAAACAACACAACAUGGACUACUCGGCCCCUCGCACGCUCCACCUCUACUACCGCGACGGUCAUGACCGCGUCGAAGUCACCGACGCCGACAAGAGCACAGUGCUCUACGUAUGCUACCGCACCAGCUCCAAGCCGCACCAGACCAUCUGCCGGGCGGCGACGCACGACAAGCCCGAGACCAUGGUCGGGCAGGUGUCCUUCCAUCACUUCAAGUCGGACAUUGACGUGCGCAUGCCGCUGAACCCGGGCGUGGCGAUGCGCAAGACGGGCUGGACGAGCUCCGCCUACGAGGUCACGUCGCCGGGGGCGCAGGAGGGGGCCGCGUGGACGUGGAAGCGCGACGGCGCCAUGACGAGCAACCUCAAGCUCGUGGACGCUCGGGGCGCGGUGCUGGCCGCGUUUGACAACGCUUCGUGGUCGCUCAAGAAGCAGGGCACCCUCACCGUGCAGGACUGGAUGCCGCCGCCGGCGCUGCUGGAUGUGAUGAUCGUGACGGGUCUGGCGAGGGUCGAGUACCAGCGGAGGAGUCAAAAGGCGCACAAUGGGGCGGCGAUUGCUUCGGCAAGCGGGCGGGGAUAAGACGUGAUAAACAUGCCGUGGUUGCGGGUUUGGUUCAGUGUUACCAAU
This is a messenger RNA of Purpureocillium takamizusanense, 682 nucleotides long. RefSeq lists its product as uncharacterized. The coding region runs from base 68 to 634 and encodes 188 amino acids. The transcript has a single exon. NCBI's taxonomy places the organism in Eukaryota, Fungi, Ascomycota, Sordariomycetes, Hypocreales, Ophiocordycipitaceae. The record is from RefSeq and is a predicted model, not a curated record.